Molecule: messenger RNA, 2539 nt
Organism: Drosophila mojavensis
Lineage: Eukaryota; Metazoa; Arthropoda; Insecta; Diptera; Drosophilidae
Gene: Elp2
Product: probable elongator complex protein 2
Exons: 6
Coding region: 99-2492 (797 amino acids)
Biological process (GO): tRNA wobble uridine modification
Cellular component (GO): elongator holoenzyme complex
Molecular function (GO): protein binding
Source: RefSeq, a predicted model, not a curated record
AAGCGGCAACAGUUUUAUGACCACUGCGGAGCGCGUCUUUAUGCACGUGCAUAAAUAUUUCAAUUCAAAUUGAAGUCUGUAGUGCAGCAUUAAGUGGUAUGAAAGUAACGAAUUUAUACACCUCGGUGGCCUGUAACCGCACCACAGAAUGCGCCGAUUGGGGACCCAGUGGCUUAAUUGCAUACGGUGCCUGCAACGCAGUUGCCGUGCUCGAUCCGCGCUACAAUGGCAAUUCAGCUAAGAUAUUGUAUACCUUGGUGGAGCACACAAAGCGCGUGAAUAUAGUGCGAUGGCUGGAUGCGCAGUAUUUGCUGUCGGGCGCCGAUGAUGGCAACGCAGUUUUAUGGCAACUGGAUAGGGAUAGCGCCAAAGAUAAAAUAUUACUGAAAGGCCACACGAGUGGCGUGAAUGCGAUGGAUGGUGUUCUGUGUCCUAACGGCAUUUGGUUACUGGCCACAGCUGCGGCUGACAACAGUCUUAAGCUGUGGCACCUGCAGGCAGAUAAACAAGUCAGUUGCUUUCAAACUGUGCAGUUGGAUGGCGGCUUUUGCUUGACUCUGCGCCUCACUCUGCUCCCCAAAACAGAACAGGUGUUGCUCGCCUUCAGCACUGAUGACGAAACUGUUGCCCUAUGGGCAGAGCAGUCUGCAGCCAGUGGCGAUGCGAAUGCCGGCCAGUUCAAGUGCGCUCACAAGCUAAGCGGCCAUGAGGAUUGGGUGCGUGGCCUGGACUUUGUCUACGAUGGCGAUGACUUACUGUUAGCCAGCGGCUCACAGGACAAUUUCAUACGCCUCUGGCGCAUAGCGGCACGAGGCACUGAUAAACCUGUACAAAAGAACAUACUGGAUGUAUUGAAUGAUAACGACGAGCUGCGCGUCGAGGAGAAGCUACUGCAACUCGGCGGAGAGACUUGGUAUGCGGUUAGUCUGGAGUCAGUGCUCUAUGGCCACGAGGGCUGGGUCUAUGGCGUGCACUGGCAUAAAAAUGAAAAGCAGGAACUGCGUCUGCUAUCCGCCUCCAUAGACAAAACUGUCAUAGUCUGGGCGCCUACGGAUGUGGGCGUUUGGCUGGAACAGGUGCGCGUCGGUGAAGUGGGCGGCAACUCGAUGGGCUUCUAUGGCGGCAAAUUCGCACAUGACGGUCGCUCGAUUAUGGCGCACAGCUACCAGGGCGGCUUUCACAUAUGGAACCAGAGUCAGGAGCAGUCGCACUUGUGGACCUCGAAUGUUAUUGUGGGCGGCCAUUAUAGUCAAGUGCGUGACUUGGCCUGGGAGCACGAGGGCACCUAUUUAAUGACUGUCUCAGCGGAUCAGACGACUCGGCUGCAUGCGCCCUGGGUCCAGGCCGAUAAGCCAACAACUACCUGGCAUGAGCUCGCACGCCCGCAGGUGCAUGGCUAUGAUAUGCAAGCGCUGGCUUUGCUCUCACGCUACAAAUUCGCGAGCGGAGCUGAGGAGAAAAUAGUACGUACAUUCCAGGCGACAGCGAAUUUCAUUGAGAACUUUCGACACAUCAGUGGAUUGGCCAAUGAUGCAGCAGGCGAUGCUCUGCUGGAAUCUCUGCCAAAAGGCGCAUCGGUACCGUCGCUGGGGCUAUCCAAUAAGGCAGUGUAUAAAGUGGACACAGCUACUGAGGCGACGACUACAAGGAAGGAAGAAUAUCCGGAGAACUACUUUGUGCCUAUUACACUGCAAACGCCGCCACAGGAGGAGACCUUGAUGCAGAACACCCUGUGGCCGGAAUUGCAAAAGCUGUACGGACAUGGCUAUGAGAUCUAUGCGCUGGCAGCGACAGCUGAUGGCCAGCUGCUCGCAUCCACCUGCCGGGCCAGCAAUGCAGAGCAUGCACAGAUUAUACUCUGGAAUACGUCCAACUGGAAGCAGCUGCAGAAGCUGCCUGGUCAUCAGUUGACCGUCACCCAACUGCGUUUCUCCCCAGAUGGGCGUUAUUUGCUCUCGGUUUCCCGCGAUCGUCGUUGGUUCCUCUACGAGCGACAGCAGACCGACGAGCCCCUCGACAGUUAUGUGCCGGUGGCUAAUACGGACAACAGCAAUGGAGUGCAUACGCGCAUCAUUUGGUCAUGCGACUGGUCGCACGAUGGCAAAUAUUUUGUGACGAGUUCGCGUGAGGGUAAAGUCGUGGCCUGGACAAGAACAAAGGAGCAGGAGUCAGAGCCUAGCUCGCUGAAUGGCUGGCAGGCAGCUGCCAUGCUCGAGCUCAAGCAGGAAUCUAUCACAGCUGUUAGCUUUGCGCACAGCUUUCUGGACCAGCAGGAUGGCGUUUAUGUCCUGGCACUGGGCACAGAGCGAGGCAUCAUCAAGAUCUAUCAACUGCACAAGGGCCAAUGGCAGCUGCGCUGCGAUCUGGACAAGAACCUUGCCCAUCACUUGACCGUCAAGCGGCUACAGUUCCGACCGGGUCAACAGCAGCUGCAGCUGGCCAGCUGCGGGGAGGAUCACUUGGUGCGGAUCUAUGACAUUUCAUUAACAUAAAAUUGAAACUUGGCAGCAAUCAGUAAAGAGUCAACAGUGAAGAGUGA